AUGAUAUCAUUAACUUUAAUAAGUGACCGUGUUAGUGAUAAAUUAUCUGAUUUAGCGUUGUGGAAUCUCAAAAGAGCCAAAAAGUUGUUGAAAAAAAAUGAUAUCAAUUCUAAAUUUUUGAAUAACAACAAUUUACUACAAAUAUGUUCCUAUAACGAUGAUGUUGACAUGUUUUGUUAUUUAUUAAACAAUGGGUGUGACUUCAAACAUAUAAACGAUAAUGGAGAUACAUGUUUACAUAUCAUUGUGUUGAAUAACAACUUUUAUUGUUUAGAUAUACUUUGCAGAAAUAAUAUUAAAGAUAUUAUUAAUAUAAAAAAUAAGAAUGGUGAUACAGCUUUACACAUUUCUAUUAAAAAUGGUUUUUAUGAAUCAUUUUCUUUAUUAUUAAAAUAUGGUGUUGAUAUUCUCAUAAAAGAUGAUUUCGAUAUGGAUGCUUAUGAACUGUUAGAUGUUUUCCGAAAAAAAGAAAAAUUUUAUGAUAGCAAUUGUAAUAAAUAUUCCAUCAUGUUCAAUUUAUUAAUAAAUGAGAAAAUGAAAGGUGAAAUAAGGAAAAUAUAA
Molecule: messenger RNA, 561 nt
Organism: Plasmodium adleri (nom. inval.)
Lineage: Eukaryota; Apicomplexa; Aconoidasida; Haemosporida; Plasmodiidae
Product: conserved Plasmodium protein, unknown function
Exons: 6
Coding region: 1-561 (186 amino acids)
Molecular function (GO): protein binding
Source: RefSeq, a predicted model, not a curated record